ACGGCGUAAGCGCAAAGACGUCGAAGUUCCGUGCCGCGUCGCAGUACGAGUUCUGUCCUCGUGGUGCGUGCGUCGUGGUGUCUUAUAUCUCGAUCAGAUUCGAUUUUGCGUGCAACUAAAAAAAGCGACAUGGCAGUCUCACUUUCCACCGAGGACAAAUUGGAGUACCACUUCUAUCCUGUGACUGCCGGGCAAAUACAGUUUCGUGUGAAAGCGCCCAAUGAUGCUCAUAUCGCACUUACUACGGGACCCAACGAGGGAGACCCGAUGUACGAGGUUUUUAUCGGGGGAUGGAGUAACAGCAAGUCCGUCGUGCGCAAGAACAGGACCAAGCCGGAUGUGGUGGAAGUAGAAACACCUGGCAUUCUGGAUGCCGAUGACUAUCGUGGUUUCUGGAUCAGAUGGGAUAACGGGAAUGGGAUAACCCUCACGGUGGGCAAAGAAGGCGAAUCAGAUCCAUUCUUGAGUUAUACCGAUCCGGAGCCCUUCGGAAUCGGUUACUUCGGCGUUUGCACCGGUUGGGGUGCCACCGGUGACUGGCUUAUUGAGGCCAUAUGCUGCGGCGGAGGUUACGGUGGUCGUCGCAAUUCCUUGAACACCCCUAAUAAGCUAGAGUACAAGUUCCACGCCGUGCGAAGUGGCUCGGUGCUGAUUGACGUGAAAGCCAAGAGCAACGGGCACAUCGCGUUGACCGACCGGAAAGGCGAAUCGAGUCCCAUGUAUGAGAUCAUGCUUGGCGGGUGGGAGAACAAGGCGUCAGUUAUUAGAUACGAUCGCAAACAACCUGACAAGGUGCGUGUGGACACGCCAAAUCUGCUCAGCGAGCACGAGCACAGAAGGUUCUCGAUUACGUGGCUCGACGGCCUCAUCACGGUCAGAUCGGGCGGUCAGAACGGUGCCGUCCUCAUGGAAUGGCGAGAUCCGAACCCCAUUGGCGUGAGCUACGUAGGGGUGCGCACCGGUUGGGGUGCGACCGGGAACUGGAAACUCCGUUUUGAACAUUAUCCCACAAUCGCUACCGGUCAAAGAAAACAUCCCGGUACGACACCAUCCGCACCGUUAGAAGUCCGUGGACUCGACGCGGGAAAUAUAUGCUGGUGCGACGCAUCCGGCGGUAUGAUACCGCCCGGUGCUGUCGAAGGUGGAAACGACGACGGAGUCUUAUUCGUCGGUAGGGCUCAUCACGAAGGUGCUCUCAUUCCUGGCAAAGUAAAACCUAGCCACUCUGUCUGCUACGUUGCUUGGGGUGGUGCCGAGCAUGGGAAGACUGAUUACCAAGUUCUCUGUGGCUGCAAUCCUACGUGGGUGCCCGUGAGUGGCGGCAGUAUCCCGUCCAACGCGAUUCCGGGAGGUGAGACGGAGGACGGGGAACCGCUGUUCGUCGGUCGCGUACAUCACGAGGGCACGCUGACUAUUGGCAAAGUACAGCCUUCUCACAACGUGUGUUACAUAGCUUACGCCGGUUCCGAGAUUGCCUUCCCCGAAUACGAGGUCAUGGUCGGGCAGUAAUCGCCAGAAGAUCCUUCCGGCCACAAAUGGAAAUAUAACAGAAGUUGUUAGACUUAUCGGCAGUUCUGCAAAACGAAGAAAAAAAACUUUCGAUCUUCGCAACGAUCUUAAAUUUUGUACAAACUUAAUACCAUCAAAAAGGGAAAGAUUGUUCUCUAAAUUGUUUUUGUAAUAGUGCAUUAGUUCGAGAAGAAAGAACUAAUAAUCGACUUGUAAAAGUUUCUCUUCUUCAUUUAUCAAAUUUUCAUUAAGAAUUUAUUUAUCGUAUUUAUUCAUCUAACUUUAACAAUAUGUGUUGCGAAUUAUGAAAACGGAAUCUCAAGUGUGCAAACUAGUCUAGUUAUAUCGUAAGUCAAUAAUAUUUGAAAGAUGCUGCGGAACUGAUCGAUAAGCCGGCGCUAUUCUUUAUCAUUUACACAAGCGUCUGCUUUCCGCACAAAGUAUAAUUGCAGUCACGCUAUAGGAAAAGCGAAUCAAACAGCAAUAUAUGUAGCUCGGCUAUAUAUGUCAUACGUGUAUAUUUUUAAUCGGCAUCGGACAUUGUCCGGAAACUGUUAUUCCAUUGUCUCACCGCGAGACAAUAGGGAUUAUAGAUAUAUUUUUCAUAACAGCUGUAUUUCUAACGCACAAUACUUCAUGCUUCUUGUCAAAAGGUAUAUUUUCAGAUUCUAUGUUGUUUAUGAUAUAAAUUAAACGUAAAUAAAUGUAAAAAGUAAUUGA
This is a messenger RNA of Ooceraea biroi (clonal raider ant), 2229 nucleotides long. RefSeq lists its product as uncharacterized. The record is from RefSeq and is a predicted model, not a curated record. Lineage: Eukaryota; Metazoa; Arthropoda; Insecta; Hymenoptera; Formicidae.